UCCGCCGCUGCCGCCGGCGCGCACGAUUUACCCAUGAGCUCGGAUUUCCCACAUUACAACUUCAGGAUGCCUAAUAUUGGAUUCCAGAAUCUGCCUCUCAACAUAUAUAUUGUGGUUUUUGGCACUGCUAUAUUUGUCUUCAUCCUUAGUUUACUCUUCUGUUGCUACUUGAUUAGGCUAAGACAUCAAGCACACAAAGAAUUUUAUGCCUACAAACAGGUUAUAUUAAAAGAAAAAGUAAAAGAACUGAAUUUACAUGAGCUCUGUGCAGUGUGUCUAGAAGACUUCAAGCCUCGAGAUGAAUUGGGGAUUUGUCCAUGUAAGCAUGCCUUCCACAGAAAGUGCCUUAUUAAGUGGCUGGAGGUUCGGAAAGUGUGUCCCCUAUGCAACAUGCCGGUUCUGCAGCUGGCCCAGUUGCACAGUAAGCAGGACCGUGGACCGCCCCAGGGGCCCCUCCCUGGGGCAGAGAACAUUGUAUAGUUCACCACAGGGAUCAGACUGUUGCUGGAUACAUCUGCGUGGAGCCAGGAGGAAUACAAGCAGUCUCUGUGUUGGCGGCCCUCUACCUGGGGCACCAGCUGCCACUUGCUUUGCCUCAUGAAGAACUCUUGGGCCAGCCAAGCUGGGAACCUAAGCGUCUGGGUCUUGUGACAACCAAAGCACUCUGACUCUACCCGCUGCCUAGAGAAGAGGAGUGGAUGAGGCUGUGGGCUUGUCUCAAACUUCCCGGGGGGUCUCUUACUAACUCCAUUACACUGUCUCACAGACCCUCGUCUCCAUGUCCAGCAGGAGGGAAGAGAAACGAGAGAUAGAGAAGGGAGCGGAGGGCAGGUCUUUAAAGCCACACCCCCACCCCGUGGACGGAUGAAGAUGAGCUUCUGUGCAGGCCGCGCAUGCCUUUGCAGCAGCAAACCUUCCCAGCAGCCCUGAUCCAAGUAAAACCAGCACAACCAGCUGCCAGUGGUGGGUGAGGCAGUGCCAACAAGGCUCGUGUUAUGUUCCUUUGAUCAGUCCAUCCUAGAACCCAAGGGCUUAGGUACAGCCAAGCAGCAGUGCCCCUUGCCACCCCUCUCCCCUCGAGAUCACAGCACCUGCUAUCAAACCAUCUAAGCUAAAAACAUUAGAUGCGCUUACAAAGGCCUGGUCAGAAGCCAUAUCCUAUCAUCCCCCACUCCCACCCCAGUCACCAGUGAGGCCCGCCAGGAGCCCCACUGUCCCUGUGUGACCCAGGGGACCCCAGAGUGCUGCCCACGUCCCCAUAUGUGCAGUGUGGUUCCAGCAUCGCUGCUGGUCCGGGCCCACUGCCUCUGGAGGUGCCAGCGUGAGCCCCUCCAGCAGCUGGGAAGAGGAGCAUCUUUCUGAGAAGGGCCCUUGCUCCCAGCCCCGCCAGAUGAUGGGGUGCUGGCCCCUUUGCCUCUCCCUUUGUCCUUCCCUUGCGUGCCCUAUCUGUUUCAACUUAAGAGAAAAUACCUGUUCGCAUUUUAACGGUUUAUCCCAAAUAAGAUCCCUACAUAAUUCUGAAGCCGGUGAUCUACUUGGAAUUGUAAAUAGUUUCAGGAAGCUCCUGCAGGGCUGUCCACCACUGGUGUGUGCCUCAGUAUUUGGACUUGCGACAACUAAUUGAAAGUGUCUUUAUAGCAGAGAAAUGCAUGCUGCUCUUUGGCUCUUUCUGUCCAUCUUUUCUAGAAACGACUCA
Propithecus coquereli (Coquerel's sifaka) is the source of this 1696-nucleotide messenger RNA. It is a transcript of the gene RNF24, whose product is annotated as ring finger protein 24. Lineage: Eukaryota; Metazoa; Chordata; Mammalia; Primates; Indriidae. The record is from RefSeq and is a predicted model, not a curated record. The coding region runs from base 34 to 480 and encodes 148 amino acids. Gene Ontology annotation, molecular function: ubiquitin protein ligase activity; zinc ion binding. The transcript has 6 exons. Gene Ontology annotation, cellular component: endomembrane system.